Molecule: messenger RNA, 1239 nt
Organism: Insectozyma verbasci
Lineage: Eukaryota; Fungi; Ascomycota; Pichiomycetes; Serinales; Debaryomycetaceae
Source: the annotation of a GenBank genome assembly
AUGAUCAAUGUUAAAGUUAUAGUAAUUGGUAUAUUAUUAUCUAUUUAUUAUUAUUAUGUAUUUAAUCAUUAUGGUAAAAGUAGAACAAGUAUAGCACCCAACUCAUCACCAUUCAUUUGUAAUUCAACAUUAAAAGGACAUCCAAAAUUAGCUUCCAAUUCAUAUCUUGAAUCUAAAUUACCAUAUAAAGAUACUACUCAAAUAGGUAAAGAAAAUGCUACAAUGGUGAUGCUAACUAGAAAUUUUGAACUCGUGGGUGCUUUAUCAUCAAUGAGAUCAUUAGAAGAUCGAUUCAAUAGACAUUAUAAAUAUCCAUGGGUUUUCCUAAAUGAAGAGCCGUUUGAUGAUGAUUUCAUAGAACAAACUACGUUAAUGGCUUCUGGUAAAACAUAUUAUGAAUUAGUACCAAGAGAAGAUUGGGAUCCUCCAUCACAUAUAAACCAAACCAAAUUGGAAGAAAAUUUGAACAAAUCACGAGAGUCAGUCAUUUAUGGAGGUUAUAAAUCAUACCGAAAUAUGUGUCAUUUCAAUUCGGGAUUUUUUUAUAAACAAAAGAGAUUAUUAAAUUAUGAUUGGUAUUUUAGAGUUGAACCCGAUGUGGAAUACAUGUGUGAUUUUCAAUAUGAUCCAUUUGAAUUACUUCGUACUAAAAAUAAAAUGUAUGGAUUUAUUAUAACGUUCUUGGAAUAUGAGAAUACAAUACCUACAUUAUGGCAAACUGUUGAAUCAUUCAUGAAGGAAUACCCACAAUUGAUACAUCCAAACAAUUCAAUUGAUUUUUUAACCACUAAUGAAACAUCACUCAAUCAUUUCAUUGAAUUAUUUCCAAGCAAUUCAAGCUAUAAUCUAUGUCAUUUUUGGUCAAAUUUUGAAAUUGGGAACUUGAAUUUUUUUAGAUCUGAAGAGUAUAACACUUUUUUCAAUUAUUUAGAUAAAGCUGGUGGGUUUUAUUAUGAAAGAUGGGGUGAUGCUCCUGUUCAUACUAUUGCUCUUGCUUUAUUAAUGGACAAGAAUCAAAUACAUCAUUUUGAAGAUAUUGGCUAUUAUCAUGCACCCUAUUUAAGUUGUCCAUCAAGUCAACAACUAAGAGCACAAAAGAGAUGUGAAUGUAAACCAAGAUUAAGAAUUAAGGAUUUUAAUAAAACUGUUGAUGUUAAUGUGUUUUCAUGUUUACCUAGAUGGUGGAAAUAUGGAAGUGGGAAAACUUUUUUAAAUGAUAUUGAUUACAAGAUACAGUAA